This is a messenger RNA of Astyanax mexicanus (Mexican tetra), 4672 nucleotides long. Its product is annotated as NACHT, LRR and PYD domains-containing protein 4E-like. NCBI's taxonomy places the organism in Eukaryota, Metazoa, Chordata, Actinopteri, Characiformes, Acestrorhamphidae. Gene Ontology annotation, molecular function: protein binding. The record is from RefSeq and is a predicted model, not a curated record. The coding region runs from base 53 to 3499 and encodes 1148 amino acids. The transcript is spliced from 11 exons.
UAAUGCAGUCAUUGUUGGCAGUGUUCAGCUGUGUGUGAAUAAAGAAGAGUAAAUGAUGGAUCUUCAGAAUCCCAGCAGCGAAGAAGGACCUCCUGUCCUAAAGGAGAAGAGAGCAGCAUCUCCAGCCCCCAGUGGAGUGUCUAUGAAGAGUGAAGGGUCCAUGGUGGAUCCUCCAGGGUUCAGCAGUGGAGGAGGAAGCUCUGGGUCUCGAACUGAAACCCAGAGAGCAGCUUCUCCAGAGCCCAGCUGUGUUUCUAUGAAGAGUGACCAGUCCUUGAUGGAACCUCUAGCGUUCAGCAGUGAAACGGUGACCUCUGACCCACAUAAGGAGAAAAUAAACAAUUACAGGGAAAAACUGGACCACAUAUUCAAGGAGCUGCAGCAGAAGUUUAUCUCUCUAGUGAAGAACGAGCUGAACACAUUCAAGAAGAUCCUGAGUUCAGAUUACCCAGCAUGCUCUGAGAGAGAGGAGGAGGAUGAUCAGAGAGAGGGGGUGCUGAUGAUCACACUGCACAUCCUGAAGAACAUGAAGCAGACAGACCUCGCUAACACACUAGAGAGCAAAGUAGCCCCAGCAUGUCAACAAAAGCUCAAAUCCAAACUGAGAGAUAAAUAUCAGAGUUUUAAUGAAGGAAUUUCAGGCUAUGGAAACUCAGCACUCUUAAAUGAGAUUUACACCGAAGUCUACAUCACAGAGGGAACAUCAAGGAACAUCAAUCAAGAACAUGAGGUGAAGCAGAUUGAAGCUGCAUCCAGGAAAAAAACAACACAGGAAAGACCAAUCAAAUGCAACGACAUCUUUAAACCCUUACCAGAGCAGAACCGGCUCAUCAGAACUGUACUGACUAAAGGAGUUGCUGGAAUUGGAAAAACCGUCUCUGUGCAGAAGUUCAUUCUGGACUGGGCUGAAGGAGAAGUUAAUCAGGAUGUUCUCUUCAUAUUUCCACUUCCUUUUAGAGAGCUGAAUCUGAUGAAGGAAAAGAAGCUCAGUGUAGUACAUCUUCUUCAGAGCUUCUUCCCAGAAACACAAGAUUUAAAACCAAACCAUUAUAAGAGCUACAAGAUCAUGUUCAUCUUUGAUGGUCUGGACGAGUGUCGACUGCCUCUGGAUUUCCAGAACAAUGAGAACUUGGAGGAUAUAGAAGAACAAACCUCAGUGGAUGUUCUGCUGACGAACCUCAUCAAGGGGAAUCUGCUUCCCUCUGCUCUCCUCUGGAUCACCUCUCGACCAGCGGCGGUCAGUCAGAUCCCUCCUGAAUGUUUUGAUCAGGUAACAGAAGUGCGGGGUUUCAGUGACCCUCAGAAACAGGAAUACUUCAGGAAGAGGAUCAGUGAUCCGGACCUGGCCAACAAAGUCUUCACACACAUCAGGUCAUCAAGAAGCCUCUACAUCAUGUGCCACAUACCAGUCUUCUGCUGGAUUACAGCCACUGUUCUAGAGAGAAUGCUGAGUGAAGCUGAGAGUGGAGAAAUCCCCAAAACACUGACGCAGAUGUUCACACACUUCCUGAUCUUUCAGAUCAAACACAAGAGCCAGAAGUACAGUGGAAGUAGUGACACUGAUCCUCAGCAGACUAGAGAAAGUAUUCUGGCUCUGGGGAAACUGGCGUUCCAGCAGCUGGAGAAAGGAAACCUGAUCUUCUAUGAGGAAGAUCUAAAAGAGAGUGGCAUCGAUAUUAGAGAAGUAUCAGUGUACUCAGGAGUGUGUACCCAGAUCUUCAGGGAGGAACAUGAGCUGCACCUGGAAAAGGUCUUCAGCUUUGUACAUCUAAGCAUUCAGGAGUUCCUCGCUGCUUUAUAUGCAUUUCUCAAGAGAAAACUUCCAAAAGAACAAUCCACUGAACAACAAACCAGUAAAGCUUUCAAGCUUUUCAGCAGGUCAACGAUGACUGGCUUCCUCAACAGAGCUGUGGACAGAGCCUUACAGAGUGAGAGUGGACACCUGGACCUGUUCCUUCGUUUCCUUCUGGGUCUCUCGCUGAAGUCUAAUCAGAAUCUAUUACAAUGCAUACUGACACAGACAGAGAAGAUCUCUCACAACAACGAGACAGUCAGAUACAUCAAGAAGAAGAUUGAGGAGAACUCCUCUCCAGAGAAAUCCAUAAAUCUGUUCCACUGUCUGAAUGAACUGAAUGAUCACUCUCUAGUGCAGGAAGUGCAGAAAUACCUGAGUGGAGGUGGUGACUGUCGUCUUCAUCAGGCCAGGCUCUCUCCUGCUCAGUGGUCAGCUCUGGCAUUUGUGAUAGUGAACUCAGAAGAAGAGCUGGAUGAGUUUGACCUCAGAAAAUACGAUCCAUCAGAGGAGUGUUUUCUGAGGCUGCUGCCAGUAGUGGAAAUAUCCAGAAGAGCUGUACUAGCUUCAUGUAAUCUUGGAGGAAAGAUGUGUGAAUCUCUAGGAUCAGUUUUAAACCUGGAAAACUCCUCCCUGAAAGAGCUAGACCUCAGUAACAAUGACCUGCAGGAUUCAGGAGUGGAGCUGCUCUCUACUGGACUAAAGAGUUCACACUGUAAACUGCAGAUUCUGAGACUAGCUUCAUGUCAUUUUGGAGGAAAGAUGUGUGUAUCUCUGGGAUCAGUUUUAAAGCUGGAAAACUCCUCCCUGAAAGAGCUAGACCUCAGUAACAAUGACCUGCAGGAUUCAGGAGUGGAGCUGCUCUGUAAUGGACUGAAGAGUUCACACUGUAAACUGCAGAUUCUGAGUUUAUCUGGAUGUAUGAUCACAGACAAAGGUUGUCAUUCUCUGGCUUCAGCUCUGAGUUCAAACCCCACCUACAUGAAAGCACUGGAUCUAACCUACAAUUACCCAGGAGAGUCAGGAAUAAAUGUGCUCUCAGCCAGACUGAAGGAUCCACACUGUAAACUGGAGACUCUCAGAGUGGAACAUCGGGGGAAGAUCAGAAUCAGACCUGGUUUUAAAAAAUACGGCUGUGAUUUCACACUGGAUCCAAACACAGCACACCCUGAUCUCUCUCUGAGUGAGGAGAACAGGAGGGUGGAGUGUAGACUGAAGCUGCAGUUGUAUCCUGAUCAUCCAGAGAGGUUUGAUUAUUAUCCGCAGGUUCUGAGUAGAGAGAGAGUUACUGGGCGCUGUUACUGGGAGGCUGAGUGGAGUGGGAGAGGAGUUGCUGUAGCUCUGAGUUAUAAAACCAUCAGCAGGAAAGGAGACGGAUCAAACUGUGGGUUUGGACUUUAUUUAAACUCCUGGAGUCUGUUCUGCUCUGAUUACAGUUACUCUGUUUAUCACAAUAAUAAGAGAACUGUUCUCCCCCCUCCUCCCUCCGGCUGUAGGAGAGUAGGAGUGUAUGUGGACUGUCCCGCCGGCACUCUGUCCUUCUACAGAGUCUCCACUGAUACACCCUCACACACUCUCACACACUUACACACACCCUCACACACUCUCACACACUUACACACAUUCUACACCACCUUCACUCAGCCCCUCUAUGCAGGGAUUGGGGUUUAUUAUGGCUCCUCAGUGACUCUGUGUAAAAUAAAAUAACCCUGUGUGUAACAGAGUGUGUGUGUGUGUGUGUGUGUGUGUUUGUGUGAGGGAGAAUGUGUGUAUAGAUGUAAGUAUGCAAAUAUUAUAUAUUGUAAUAUAAUACAGGAAGUUGAUCAAACCUGCACCUAACAACUGGAGUUAUGCAUAGGGCUCAGCCAGGAUCUACUACUUACUCAAUUAACAACAACCACAACAAUCUGAUACUGGCUUGACAAGGAUCCAGAAGCACAGCCUUUCACUAUGUCCGUUGACCUACCGAAAAAAUGAUCGAAAGAACAUGCUCACUUCCUUUAACUAUGGCAACAACACACCAACCAGCACCCUACCUACCUAAGCACAAUCACACACAAUAAUUGACACAGAACACAGCAACCACUACCAUCUGAUACUGGCUCGACAAGAAUCCAGAAGCAUAGCGAACUAUGUUCAUGGUCCGUGCCUCAACUGCCAAGUAGACCUUUGCAGCAGGACCACACCCAGCCAAUCAGCCAAUAUAUAUAUAUAUAUAUGAUUAAAUAAAAUUUCCAGAAUGUUUAUUUUAAUUACUGGUGUCUUUAUUUACUACUGUUAUUACUUAUUCUGUAAUUAUUGAUAAUUGUUGUUUCUUCAUAAUAUUUUUUUUGUAAGUGUUGAUGUAAUGUUUUGACAAUAACAUACAGUCAUGACAGUAAAGCUACUGUAAGGUGUUGUUGCUUGUGCUGGCCUCUAAGUGGGAACAGAUGUGCUACACCUAGCUUUUUUUUUUUCUAUUUCCUGCUGCUGCUCACCCAGGAAGGCACAGUGUUGUGUACUUUCUCUGAAGAUGAGACAUGCAGUGUGGUGUUCUGUAAUUAAUCUUUAUCUUUUAAAAAUAUGCAUCAAUUAAUAUUUUGUACAGAUUAACACUAUACUGUAUAUUAUAUUCUGUUUAGUGUAUACAUUUUAUUGUAUUUUUGUGUUCUACUUGAGUAUUUAUUGUUUAAUAUUUCAGUUAAUGUGGUGUAUUUCUGGAAGUUUAAAUAAUUUGUUUUACUAGUUAUAGAGAUGCGAGGACCAGUUUUAAAUGCAGAUUUUUGGUUUAAAUCGGUAUAUACAUUUAUUUUAUUUUAAUACAAUCUGUGUGUUAUUUUAGAGUUAUUUUUUGGGGUAAUGUUAAAUUGUGAAUAAAAUUGAAUAAUUGCACUGAUUUAA